AUGGGUUUGAGAUUUAAACAGGUGUUGUUACUAUUUCUCUUUGUUUCAUUGUUGAAUAAUAAUGUCUACGCCGAACAUGAAAAGGAAACUUCACAGAAGUUAAGAACUGCUCCACAAUGGAAAGAAGGGAGUGGGGUGAUAGAUGGGUCAGGCACAGAGCAUGUUUUUAGUUCUGAAAUUAUUAAUAAUGAAAUGGAUGAUUGGAAGGGUGGAAACAACCGAGUUUCUGUGUCAACAGUUGCAUUUUUCACUAUGGCAAUGGCUGCAGCUACUGGUUUAGGUGCUGUGCCAUUCUUUUUUGUGGAGAUUGAUGCUAAAUUGGCUGGAAUAUGUAAUGGGAUGGCUGCAGGAGUAAUGUUGGCAGCUAGCUUUGAUCUUAUACAAGAAGGACAGGGCCAUGGUAGUGGGAGCUGGGUUGUGUUGGGUAUUUUGGCAGGUGGCAUUUUCAUUUGGCUUUGCAAGAAGUUUCUUGAGCAAUAUGGUGAAGUGAGCAUGUUGGAUAUAAAAGGAGCAGAAGCAGCUAAAGUCAUUCUUGUUGUUGGAAUUAUGACCCUUCAUUCUUUUGGAGAGGGCUCUGGUGUUGGAGUAUCCUUUGCUGGGUCCAAGGGUUUAUCUCAGGGGAUUUUGGUUACCUUGGCCAUUGCCGUUCACAAUAUACCAGAGGGAUUAGCUGUUAGUAUGGUUCUUGCAUCGAGAGGGGUCUCUCCACAGAAAGCUAUGUUAUGGAGUGUGAUUACAUCACUGCCACAGCCUAUUGUAGCAGUGCCAUCUUUUAUAUGUGCUGACGCAUUCAACAAGUUCCUUCCAUUUGCCACGGGAUUUGCUGCUGGGUGUAUGAUUUGGAUGGUUAUUGCAGAGGUCCUUCCAGAUGGAUUCAAGGAAGCUUCUCCUUCACACGUUGCAUCGGCGGCUACACUUUCUGUGGCAUUCAUGGAAGGUCUGAGUGCAGUGUUUGAACAUCUCAGCCACAACUACGAUGCAGAGGAUGCUUCUGGCUUUUUCGUUUCUCUACUUUUCGGUUUAGGUCCAUUGCUUGGUGGAAUUGCUCUUGUUGCAUUUGCUCUUACUUUCCGUCUUCAGCAUGCUCUCCUAUCUGGCGUGGCCUCCGGAAUUGCUUUUGUUCUUGGUGCUUGGAGACCUCUGCAAUUACUACUGUCUUUCAAGAUGGGGAUAUUUCCUCUCCUGUUUUUGUUAGGGACGGGAUCAGCUUUUGUACAUUUAUCUACGUCUGGAACUAUGAAGCUUGGAAGCCGUAAAAAGACUUCAGCAAAUCCAUUAUCAGCUGUCACUGGCAUUUCAGUUAGUGCGCUAACUUUACAGGCAAUCUUGGCCUGUGUGGCUGUUGCCCUCCACGCCCUCUCUGAGGGUCUUGCAUUAGGAGUGGCUGCACCUAAAGCUUAUGGGCUUGGCCGGCACAUGGUCCUUCCUGUUUCUCUCCAUGGAUUUCCUCGGGGUGCUUCUGUAGCUAGUUGCAUUUACGGGGCGACUGGCAGCUGGCAUGCUUCCUUAUUAUCAGCUGCUUUCAUUGGGUUUGUAGGCCCAUCCUCUGCAAUCGGAGCAAUACUUGCUGGAAUUGACUACAGCGGCCUCGACCAUGUGAUGGUCUUUGCAUGCGGGGGUUUAUUCCCAUGUUUCUCUAGCAUUGUCAGACGAGCUGUUAAGUUAGAUAAACGAAAGAGCAUUUCUGGGCUCAUCAUUGGCGUCGUCUUUGCUAUUGUGUGUCUGAUGUGCACUAAGUUAGUCUGUUUGCACACUCCUUAUUGCAACUCUGCUCCAGAAGCUGUUAGAUGA
This is a messenger RNA of Fraxinus pennsylvanica, 1791 nucleotides long. Lineage: Eukaryota; Viridiplantae; Streptophyta; Magnoliopsida; Lamiales; Oleaceae. The record is from the annotation of a GenBank genome assembly.